CAAAAGUAAUGGGAGAUUGUUUACUUCCCAAGUCUUUAUAUUCAGGCUAUAGCUGCUUCCUCUUUCCUACUCAUAUUUUCCCAUAUGGUGACUUUGGAAAAUUCCUCUCCGAUUUCUUUGGGAAGUGCAGGAAGCUCUCACUGGUAGAGGGUUGCCUGUUACUCUCUCCAGUUCUGCUGCUCACAUCUGGAAAGGAUCUGGCUUGGAAAGGGGAACUCACUCUGAGCUCAGUGCAUGUUACUGACAUGGCAUGAGCUGAGAGAGCCUGUGGGGGCAAGAGAAAUGUUCUUCUCCAUUCAUCUGAUUUCUGACAGCAAAGGGGCAAUGCCCGCCGGCGGCCGGGCGCUGCUGGCGCUGCUGGGGCUCCCGGCGCUGCUGGCCCUGGGCUGCGCCGCCGACAGCGACUUCUCCGAGAGCGGCCCGGAGCGGGGGCGGCCCGGCCCCGGCCCCGCCUGCCCCCGCGACUGCGGCUGCACCCAGGAGGGCGUCGUGGACUGCGGCGGCAUCGACCUCAAGGAGUUCCCGCUGCUGCUGCCCGAGCUGACCAACCACCUGUCCCUGCAGAAUAACCAAAUAGAAGAAAUCUUUCCAGAAGAGCUUGCUCGUCUUUAUAGACUGGAAACUCUCAAUUUGCAAAACAACAGGCUGACUUCAAAAGGGUUGCCAGAGGAAGCAUUUGAGCAUCUGGAGAACCUGAAUUACCUGUACCUGGCAAACAAUAAGCUAACAGUGGCUCCAAAAUUCCUACCAAAUACCUUGAUCAGUGCAGAUUUUGCAGCCAAUUAUCUCACUAAGAUAUAUGGGCUCACAUUUGGACAGAAACCAAACUUGAGAUCUGUGUAUCUUCAUAACAACAAACUUUCAGAUGCUGGGUUACCUGAUAAUAUGUUCAAUGGCUCUAACAAUGUGGAGAUACUCAUCAUGUCCAGCAAUUUCUUGAAGUAUGUUCCAAAGAAUCUCCCUCCAGCACUAUAUAAAUUACACUUACAGAGCAACAAGCUGGAGAAGAUUCCCAAAGGAGCUUUCAGCGAACUUGCUGGUCUCCGGGAGCUGUAUUUGCAGAAUAACUACUUGUCUAAUGAGGGAAUGGACAACGAAACUUUCUGGAAAUUGUCUAGUCUUGAAUACCUGGAUUUGUCCAGCAAUAACCUCUCACAAAUCCCAAGUGGUUUACCUCGAAACAUUGUCCUCCUCCACCUGGAGAAGAAUGCAAUUAAGGUGAUUGACAGAGAUGUCUUGACCCAAAUUAAGAAUCUGGAGUACCUUCUGCUCCACAAUAACAAAUUAAAAGCCCGAGGCAUUCACCCCUUAGCCUUCCAGGGCUUAAAGAAGUUGCACACUGUCCACCUGUACAACAACAUGCUGGAAAGGAUCCCCAGUGGGCUGCCCCGGCGAGUGAAGACACUCAUGAUCCUUCAUAACCAGAUCUCAGAGAUUAACAGGAAUGACUUUGCUACCACUUACUUCCUGGAAGAGCUGAACCUGAGCUACAACAAGCUCACAAGUCCCCAGAUUCAUCGGGAGGCCUUCCGUAAACUGCGGCAGCUGAAGUCCCUGGAUCUUUCUGGAAACAAUCUCCACACGGUGCCUUUUGGCUUUCCAAAGAACUUGCAGGUUCUGAAGUUGAAGGAGAAUGAGAUAAGCAUCAUCCCAAAAGGGACUUUGUCUGGGAUGACAAAACUGAGGGAACUGUAUUUGAGCAACAAUAAACUGAAAAUAAAUUCAAUUUAUUCAAGAGCAUGGAGAGAACUCAGCAGUCUUCAGUCACUAGACAUGGCUGGCAACCAACUGACAUCUAUCCCAUUAGGCCUGCCAGAAUCUCUGGAGUAUCUGUAUCUCCAGAACAAUAAGAUCACAACGGUUUCAGAGAAUGCUUUUGAAUCCACACCCAAAAUAAAGGGGAUUUACCUCAGGUUUAAUAAGAUUGCAGUUGGAGCACUGAAAGAAAGUACCUUCCAAAACCUGAAGCACUUACAGGUACUGGAUAUUGAAGGGAACCUUGAAUUCAGCAAGAGUUCAAAGAAUAAGGAUGACUCAGAAGAGGAAAUGGAAGAUGAGGAAGAGGAAGAGGAAGAGGAAGAACUGAGAUAAAAUGUGAACUACAUCAUCCCAUCAUGUGGGAGGAAAACAUAUGGAAAAAUACAUAUAUGUCUAUGUGCAUAUAUCUAUAUAGAUACACAGAGAACAUUUAGCAAACGUGCAAUGAAUUCUGCAGAAACUGUCAUGGCACUGGGCCAGGCUCACGGAAGACAGUGUGUUUCAGUGCCUUAUUCAGGGAGAGACCCUGAAUGCCUUUCCAAAGCUUCCAAAUCAUCUUAUACAAGACCCAGGAUCAUAAGGGAUUGCUGUGGAACUCACAAAAGCUGGCUUUUGUUUCUUCUGUUUCUCUUCCCUCACUGUUUCCAUCUGUAAUAACAAUAUGGGUCUGUUUUGAACACAGGCCUUCAAAUGCCAUUUUUGUCACUGCAUUUUAAGUGAUCCAUGUUUAUGCCUCUUUUCUUUUCCUCCACCCAAAAGAAGCUGUUGUUGGCCGGGGUAGAUGGAUAUUUGCAGUAGUUUCAUGUGCAGAGCAGUGUAUGAGGCAUUUUGGUCAUCAAGCAGCAGUAAUAAUUCUGGAUGCAAUUAUUUCUCUGUUAUAACAAUGUGUAUAUUUGGAUGAGAAAAACAAAAUAAGGCUGGAUCCCAUAAUAUUUUAUCUCUACUGCCAAAACCUGCAGUAUAAUCCUGUUUUAGAAAGUUUUUAAGAUAAAACAAUUGCUCUUGUGAAGAUAUAUGUAUAAAUAUAUAUAUAUAAAAUCUGUAUGUCUGCCUUCCAGAGUUUUGGAAAAGUUUCUGUCUUGCUGUAGUUUGCCCACGGGGCAGUUGGGUGAAUGUCUCCAAAGGUGUGAUCAGAGGAUGGAGUGACAGGAUGAAGUUUAAUGUAUGUGGUAGAAUUUUCCACAGUGUAUCUCAUUCACACUGAGAGGCAGGAGUGAGACUGAUGAUGUAGAAGAGAUUAGUGAAUGCUUGGAUGUGUGGGCUCUCUGAGGAGAAAACCAUUAAGUGUCAAAAGAAAUUAGUUUACUUCAAGUCUGGAGACAGUGCCUGCUGUCAUACUCCCCUAAAGCCUUCCCUAUUCUAUCAUGUUGAGUGCUCUCAGCUCCUGUUGGAAUCGUAGAAAAUAAAGAAACCAAGGAAAAGAA
Molecule: messenger RNA, 3182 nt
Organism: Oenanthe melanoleuca
Lineage: Eukaryota; Metazoa; Chordata; Aves; Passeriformes; Muscicapidae
Gene: PODN
Product: podocan
Exons: 11
Coding region: 235-2091 (618 amino acids)
Molecular function (GO): protein binding
Source: RefSeq, a predicted model, not a curated record